This is a messenger RNA of Miscanthus lutarioriparius, 918 nucleotides long. The record is from the annotation of a GenBank genome assembly. Lineage: Eukaryota; Viridiplantae; Streptophyta; Magnoliopsida; Poales; Poaceae.
AUGUCAAACGACCAAGAAAAGACAUCAGGGGGCUUAACACAGCAGCACACCACCCUCUCCCUCAUCCAGAUUUUCAGGAAGAGACCAAUGGAAAAGAGCUACCAGAGCCUGGAGAUGAGCGUCAGAAAUACUGGGAGUAAAGAACGGAUAUGGGAGAGCGACAGGGAAAACAAAACUGAUGGGGAACUGUCCCUUGAUCAGUUAAAGAUACUUACGUCGAAAGAAUCAAAAACAGAAAACACACAAUAUUACUUGCAGACUUGGCCAGAAAAGAAUCAAGUUAAGAUCACAAAUUUCCCCCACCCAUAUCCUCAGCUUGCUUCCUUGUAUAAGGAAAUGAUAAGAUACCAGCGGAAGGAUGGAGUUCAACUUACAGCAAACUUAUACCUGCCCCCAGGGUUUGCUAUUCUGUCUGGUCCAACAAUACCAAUUAUUGGUGAAGGUGAUGAAGAGGCCAAUGACAGAUAUGUGGAACAACUAGUAGCAAGUGCAGAGGCUGCAGUUGAGGAAGUUGUCAAAAGAGGGGUGGUUCGCCCUGAUAAAAUUGCUGUUGGUGGUCAUUCGUAUGGUGCAUUCAUGACAGCUAAUCUGCUGGCUCACGCUCCUCAUCUUUUCUGCUGCGGAACUGCUCGCUCUGGAGCUUACAACAGGACUCUAACUCCGUUUGGUUUCCAGGAUAGAACACUCUGGGAGGCAACAAGUACAUAUGUCGAGAUGAGCCCUUUCAUGUCUGCAAACAAAAUCAAGAAACCAAUUUUACUUAUCCACGGAGAGCAGGACAACAAUUCUGGGACACUGACAAUGCAGUCAGACCGAUUCUUCAAUGCCUUGAAAGGUCAUGGUGCGCUAUCUCGUUUGGUCAUACUUCCUUUUGAGAGCCAUGGGUACUCUGCUAGGGAGAGUAUUAUGCACGUCUAG